AUGUCAGGUUCACCGGAUCAGACUUCCGUCCCAUCUGCUAAUGAUGAUCGUGUGGUGGUGUCUCUUACUGUGGAUUUCAGCAGUUUAGCUUCGCAUUCCGUCUCCCUUUCCACACGAACCGUACGCGCCCAAACCAGAAAGUUGAACGCCGGUGGCACUUGUAGUGUAACAAUAACUGAACAACGCAAACUGUCAAAAGAACGACUUGCAAAGAAAGAACGUCAACAGGCACAGGAGGAGGGGGAAGACCUUCAGCGUUGCGAAGUGGAUAGCCAGGUGUCUCGUGAUGGCGACAUCAAAGAGGAGCAUUUGGCGGCUAAGUCGUGUCAGGCCAACGAGUCCUCAAGGCCUGAACGCAAGGCCCAAGAGAUAGCUGCGCGGAAUCGCCAAUCCCUUGAAGCGAUUCAUCUCGACUGUUCGAAGGUAUUGCGCAAGGCUAAGGAGGAACGUGCAAUGCGCAAAAGGCGUUUGGCGGACACCAUAACGAGGAUUAACCGAAGCGAUCUGCUCUUUAAAUGCAGUGUGGCUAACUCAGAAAGAUUGAACAGUUUGUGCGGCAUAAUGACCGCCAGUGCCACCAAGGCUGUUGGCGACCAGGCUAGGACAGAAGGCGAAGUGAAGAAACCCUCUGUAGAAUUUUCACUUGGCUCUAGUCCGACUACUACCGUCCCCAACCAAAACAGAUUUUUCAUGGGUUACCCGAUUUGCACCUCCACUCCCCGACAGUCCUUUCUUACCAGCAGAAAUCGAAUCUGCGGUGACUCUUCUGCGUCCAUCGCAGCCUUGUCCACCCCCAGUGACGACGUCUCCUCGGAGACCAGGCUUCCAGAUGGUUCGCAGUAG
Mesocestoides corti is the source of this 843-nucleotide messenger RNA. Lineage: Eukaryota; Metazoa; Platyhelminthes; Cestoda; Cyclophyllidea; Mesocestoididae. The record is from the annotation of a GenBank genome assembly.